AUGGACUCGCAGAUGAACAACCUCCUUAAAUGGAGCAUCGAAAACUCCGGUCCCGCCCAGCCCAGCGAUUCCGAGCAAGUCAAGCAAGACCAUUCCCGCAGCCGCCUUGACGCCGACGCUCUCCAGCGCCUCAUCGGCAACGCGCCCUCGGACGCUGAACUGAUGAAAGCCGCCAUGGAGGUGAUCCACAGCGAGGACGCCACUCUGGAAAACAAGCUCAUCGCAUUCGACAACUUUGAGCAAUUGAUCGAGAAUUUGGAUAAUGCGAAUAACAUGGGCGUGCUGGGUCUGUGGACGCCGUUGGUGGCGGCGCUGGGGCAUGGGGAUGCGGAGAUGAGGAAGAUGGCGGCGUGGUGUAUUGGGACGGCGGUGCAGAAUAAUGAAAAAGCGCAGGAUAAGUUUCUGGACUUUAAAGCGAUUCCGACCCUGCUUUCGUUGGCACAGACGGAUCCUGAGACGGCCGUCCGCCGAAAGGCGAUUUACGCGCUCUCUUCAGCGGUGCGGAAUCACCAGGCGGCGCUUGAUGAAUUGCAAAAGCAUUUGCCGAGUGAUUAUGCUCCCGACAGUGGGAAACUGAACGCUAGUGAUAUGGACGGGAUCGAUGCGAUUAUGAAUAAAUUGAAAGAGGUUCCGGCGUAG
Uncinocarpus reesii 1704 is the source of this 639-nucleotide messenger RNA. RefSeq lists its product as uncharacterized. The transcript is spliced from 2 exons. Bases 1 to 639 code for a protein of 212 amino acids. The record is from RefSeq and is a predicted model, not a curated record. NCBI's taxonomy places the organism in Eukaryota, Fungi, Ascomycota, Eurotiomycetes, Onygenales, Onygenaceae.